Molecule: messenger RNA, 2153 nt
Organism: Tripterygium wilfordii
Lineage: Eukaryota; Viridiplantae; Streptophyta; Magnoliopsida; Celastrales; Celastraceae
Product: U-box domain-containing protein 15-like
Exons: 4
Coding region: 51-1964 (637 amino acids)
Biological process (GO): protein ubiquitination; cell surface receptor signaling pathway
Cellular component (GO): cytoplasm; nucleus
Molecular function (GO): ubiquitin-protein transferase activity; protein binding
Source: RefSeq, a predicted model, not a curated record
AAGGUCUGAGGGACCGGUUCUGUCCUUUCGGUGGGAGCUCUUGUGAGAAGAUGGAGGGGUAUAAGGGUAAUGAUUCGAUUUCAUCGACGGGUGCGUACGAGACAGAGUUGGUUGGGGAGCUGAUGCAAGUGAUUGAGACCGUUGGAUCUUACUCUGGGUUCAGAAGGACACAGAGGAAGGAAUGCUUGAAUUUGGUAAGAAGAUUGAAGCUGCUAAUGCCUCUUUUGGAGGAGAUAAUAGAGACUGAUAAAGUGUCGGUCUUGAACGAGGCCUUUGAUUGCUUGGAUGGUUUGAACAAGGCACUUCUUGGAGCUAAGAGGUUACUCAAGGAUUGCUGCUAUGGAAGCAAGAUUUAUUUGGCACUGGAGAGUGAGGCAGUGAUGAGUAGAUUUCAUGGAGUAUAUGAUAAAUUAAACCAGGCUUUGGAUGGUAUACCUUAUCAAGAGCUUGGGAUCUCAGUUGAAGUGAAAGAGCAGGUUGAGUUAAUGCGUAUGCAAUUAAAAAGAGCGAAAAAACGGACUGAUACCCAAGAUAUGGAACUAGCUAUGGAUAUGAUGGUUGUAUUCUCUCAAAGGGAUGACCGUAAUGCAGACAGUGCUAUUCUAGAAAGGUUAGCUAUUAAGUUGGAACUGCAUUCUAUAGUAGACUUGAAGGCUGAAACAGUAGCUGUUAGAAAAUUAGUGAAAAAGAGAGGCUCACAUAAUGCAGAAGGCAUUCAGCAUACCCUGCAACUCUUGGAUAAGUUCAGAAAAAUUGCAGGAGUUAACGAGAACAAUGUGCUAGAUACCCCAAUUUCUCUCAAGAGUCUGCAGAGAUGCCAGUCCUUGCUAAUUCCUCAUGAAUUCCUUUGUCCAAUCACACUAGAGAUCAUGACAGAUCCUGUUAUUGUAGCAACUGGGCAGACUUAUGAAAGAGAGAGCAUAGAGAAGUGGUUAAAUUCUAAUCAUCGGACGUGCCCAAAGACCGGACAAACUUUGGAUCACUUGUCACUGGCACCAAACUAUGCCCUCCGCAACCUUAUUCUGCAGUGGUGUGAGAAGAAUGACUACGAACUGCCAAAAAAGCAUAGUCAUGGAGGCUCCGGUGGCUCGCUCGUCAAGGAAAUCUCUUCCUUGAUACACAAUCUAACCUCUUGUCAACCGGACGUGAGUAGAGAGGCUAUUGUGAAGAUCCGUAUGUUGUCCAAAGAGAAUCCGGACAACAGGAUUGUGAUUGCCAACAAUGGAGCAAUCCCCAUCUUGGUUAAACUCUUGUUCUAUCCUGAUUCCCAGAUUCAAGAGCACGCAGUAACAUCGCUUCUGAACUUGUCAAUUGAUGAGGCAAACAAAAGACUCAUAGCUAGAGAAGGAGCUAUUCCUGCUAUAAUUGAGGUCCUGCAGAAUGGAAUGGAUGCUGCCAGAGAGAACUCUGCAGCGUCCUUAUUCAGUUUAUCGGUUCUUGAUGAGAACAAAGUACUUGUUGGAAGCUUGAAUGGAAUCCCACCUUUGGUGGAUCUUCUGCAAAAUGGGACAAUCAGAGGUAAAAAGGAUGCUGCCACUGCACUCUUCAACUUGUCUUUAAACCAAGCCAACAAGACCAGGGCUAUUAAGGCAGGCAUUGUACCUGCACUGCUUCGUUUACUUGAGGACAAGAACUUAGACAUGAUUGAUGAGGCACUAUCGAUCCUGUUACUCCUUGCAUCACACCCUGCAGGACGAAAUGAGAUGGGAAGUAUGUCGCUAAUCAAAACCCUUGUUGAAAUCAUUAAGAAUGGGAGUCCAAAGAACAAGGAAUGUGGCACAGCAGUACUUCUUGAGUUGGGUGUGAAUAGUUCAUCCUUCACUUUGGCUGCACUUCAGUAUGGUGUGUAUGAAGAUUUGGUAGAGUUGGGUAGAUGUGGAACGAGCAGAGCCCAAAGAAAGGCUAAUUCUCUUCUGCAACAUAUGAGUAAGUGCGAACACAUUCCGUUUAAUCUGAUGAAGUAGUGGAUUAGUUCUUGAGGAGAAUGGAGAUGUGGUGUUGUUCUUGUGUAUGCUCUCACUGAUUGUGGCUCUUGUACACAGAUGCUGCACAUUUAAUGCCCAUGGCAAAUUUGGUUUUCUAUGCUUGGCAUUGGAAAGAAACCAGUUACUGACACAUCAUUAAGAAUAAAUAGCAUGUUCGCUCCUCAGUCA